AAAAGCUGCAUUGUAAAUGGGAAUCUAAUUGCUUGCGCUUCACUUAUAGAAUCAUCAGAGUAAUCAUUCCCUAAAAUGAAGAAACACAUCCAUUGAUCACAUCAAACACCUUCAAAGUUAAAACUAACCCCACAUUAAACAGGUCAAAAUCUCAAAGGCCAGACCAAAAAGCAAAUCACCCAUCAUCAUCAUUAUCAUCCCACCAUCUCAUUUUCCGCUUCUUUUUCUGGGUUUUCCUGAUUAAGACCUACUCACACUUAAUUAAAAAUAAAUAAAUUAUGAAUAACUACUAAUUUGAUUUGUAGUUGGUGGGUGUUUGCUUAACUAAUUCCGUUUUCAUUGGAGAUUACCCUCAAUUUUAAAAUAAUCCUUUCUUCUAAUUUUUGACGAAUUUUCAUUUUUUGACGAAAUUCCAUUGACUUAGCAGAAGAAGCAGAGAGAGAGAGAGGAGAGAGAAAAUGGGGUUGUUGAGUCACAAGGUGGAGAGGGAGGAGAUCAAAUCAGGGGAUCACAUUUACACUUGGAGAGCUGUCUUCACUUACUCUCACCAUGGCAUAUUUGUGGGUGGAAGCAAAGUUGUUCAUUUUACUCCUGACCGUUAUCAAAAUCAGAAUGCAGAGGCUUCUGACAAUUCUGAUCUUGUGAAGGAGACUUCAUGUCCUACUUUUCCUGAUUGUGGAUUCAGGCAACCAAAAAGUGGAGUUGUCCUCACCUGUCUAGACUGCUUUCUUGGCAAUGGAUCACCUUACUUAUUUGAAUAUGGAGUAACCCCAUCUGCCUUUAUUGCCAAAGUAAGGGGUGGGACAUGCACCACUGCCCAACCUGAUCCACCUGAGUAUGUCAUCCACCGGGCAAUGUAUCUUCUUCAAAAUGGGUUUGGGAACUAUAAUGUAUUCGAGAACAACUGUGAGGACUUUGCAUUGUACUGUAAAACUGGUCUAUUGUUAAUUGAUAAAGUAGGGGUUGGAAGAAGUGGUCAAGCUUCUUCUGUCAUUGGGGCCCCACUGGCUGCUCUACUUUCUUCUCCUCUCAAGUUGUUGAUGCCAAGUCCUGUGGGUGUAGCUACUGUGACAGCCGGGAUGUACUGUAUGAGCCGUUAUGCUACAGAUAUUGGGGUCCGUACUGAUGUGAUUAAGGUAGCGGUAGAGGACCUUGCUGUUAACCUCGGUUGGAAUGAGUCCGCGGAAGAAGAAAUUCCUGAUGAAGGAUCUUCAACUGCACUGAUUACUCUGUGACAUACAUGACAUAUCUAAGUCACGUGUUGAGCCAAGUACAUAUAUCUUCUCAUUAGAAUUCACAAGUGUCAUAUGGGUGUUUGUCAUGAAUAAUUCUAAUUUUUGUCACGUUGAUAUUUAUCGUCUGUUUGAAACCUUGUAAGUUGUAACUUCAGUGAAUUUCCAAUCAAUGAAAUCAUGGAAGUUUAUGCUCAA
Chenopodium quinoa (quinoa) is the source of this 1430-nucleotide messenger RNA. RefSeq lists its product as uncharacterized. The transcript has 2 exons. NCBI's taxonomy places the organism in Eukaryota, Viridiplantae, Streptophyta, Magnoliopsida, Caryophyllales, Amaranthaceae. The record is from RefSeq and is a predicted model, not a curated record. Bases 459 to 1235 code for a protein of 258 amino acids.